Pteropus alecto (black flying fox) is the source of this 1723-nucleotide messenger RNA. RefSeq names its product cyclin dependent kinase 9 (gene CDK9). Bases 45 to 1163 code for a protein of 372 amino acids. The transcript is spliced from 7 exons. Gene Ontology annotation, cellular component: nucleus. Gene Ontology annotation, biological process: protein phosphorylation. The record is from RefSeq and is a predicted model, not a curated record. Gene Ontology annotation, molecular function: cyclin-dependent protein serine/threonine kinase activity; ATP binding. NCBI's taxonomy places the organism in Eukaryota, Metazoa, Chordata, Mammalia, Chiroptera, Pteropodidae.
CGGCGGCGGCGGCUGGGGGCGGCGGCGGCGCGCUGGAAGCGGCCAUGGCAAAACAGUACGACUCAGUGGAGUGCCCUUUUUGUGAUGAGGUGACCAAAUAUGAGAAGCUUGCUAAGAUCGGCCAAGGCACCUUUGGGGAGGUGUUUAAGGCAAAGCACCGCUUGACCGGCCAAAAGGUGGCUCUGAAGAAGGUACUGAUGGAGAACGAGAAGGAAGGGUUCCCUAUUACAGCCUUGCGGGAGAUCAAGAUCCUCCAGCUUCUAAAACAUGAGAAUGUGGUCAACUUGAUUGAGAUCUGUCGAACCAAAGCUUCCCCCUAUAACCGCUGCAAAGGCAGUAUAUACCUGGUGUUUGACUUCUGCGAGCAUGACCUUGCUGGACUGCUGAGCAACGUCUUAGUCAAGUUCACACUGUCUGAGAUCAAGAGGGUCAUGCAGAUGUUGCUCAAUGGUCUCUACUACAUCCACAGGAACAAGAUCCUGCACAGGGACAUGAAGGCAGCUAACGUGCUCAUCACCCGAGAUGGGGUCCUGAAGCUGGCAGACUUUGGGCUGGCCCGGGCCUUCAGUCUGGCCAAGAACAGUCAGCCCAACCGCUAUACCAACCGUGUGGUGACGCUUUGGUACCGGCCCCCGGAGCUCUUGCUCGGGGAGCGGGACUACGGCCCCCCCAUUGACCUGUGGGGUGCCGGGUGCAUCAUGGCGGAGAUGUGGACCCGCAGCCCUAUCAUGCAGGGCAACACGGAGCAGCACCAGCUUGCCCUCAUCAGCCAGCUCUGUGGCUCCAUCACCCCUGAGGUGUGGCCAAAUGUGGACAAGUAUGAGCUGUUUGAGAAGCUGGAGCUGGUCAAGGGCCAGAAGCGGAAGGUGAAGGACAGGCUGAAGGCCUACGUGCGGGACCCAUAUGCGCUGGACCUCAUCGACAAGCUGCUGGUACUGGACCCCGCACAGCGCAUCGACAGCGACGACGCCCUCAACCACGACUUCUUCUGGUCUGACCCCAUGCCGUCGGACCUCAGGGGCAUGCUGUCCACCCACCUGACAUCCAUGUUCGAGUACCUGGCGCCGCCACGCCGGAAGGGCAGCCAGAUCACCCAACAGUCCACCAACCAGAGUCGAAACCCCACCACUACCAACCAGACGGAGUUUGAGCGCGUCUUCUGAGGGCCAGCUGCUGUCACUCUGCUUUAAGGCUCUUGUUUUAUUUUUCUUUUCUGCUAUGGGACUCACAUUGUGGAGAUGAAGGGGCAUUUGAGUUUUUUCUCUAGUGCAUAUUUUAUUUAAUCCCCACUCUGGGCCUUGGGAAUACCAGCUGGAUGGACUGGAAUAAAGCUUUGGCUGAGAGUCCAGGAGGGCACUGGGGCUGCCUCACCUGGUUCCCUGGUUUUCUGGAUAAUACCCAGAGGGUCUGCAUUUACCUUAGGACAAGAAUGAGGUGGGAGGAGAGGUGCACCCCACCACUGACUUUCUAAGAGUUCGACUGGAGGAGGGAACAGGUCCCUCGUCCAUCCCCAGCCUUCCUCUUGGGAUGAGAAACUCACGUGGGGGACAACCAGCCUUGGAAAUGGGCUGCUCUUGGCCUGACCCUCAGAAGCACUGGAGCUGGCAAUAACUUGGUUUCUUCAGUAGGAGAAUUUUAUCGUGUUUCUGAUAUUCGGUUGUUGAGAGACAUUCUGGACACAGUUUGGCCAGUUAACAAUUAAAGUUGACUCUUUUUCAGUAAA